Messenger RNA from Fusarium falciforme, 1329 nucleotides. Its product is annotated as Adenylosuccinate synthetase. Bases 31 to 1329 code for a protein of 432 amino acids. Gene Ontology annotation, molecular function: adenylosuccinate synthase activity; GTP binding. NCBI's taxonomy places the organism in Eukaryota, Fungi, Ascomycota, Sordariomycetes, Hypocreales, Nectriaceae. The record is from RefSeq and is a predicted model, not a curated record. Gene Ontology annotation, biological process: IMP metabolic process; 'de novo' AMP biosynthetic process. Gene Ontology annotation, cellular component: cytoplasm. The transcript has 22 exons.
CCACGACAGCCAAACUUGAUCCUGAGCAACAUGACUAUCACUGUCGUUCUUGGGGCCCAAUGGGGCGACGAAGGCAAAGGCAAAUUGGUUGAUGGACAGUGCCAGGAGGCGCAACUUUGUGCCCGAGCCGCGGGUGGUAACAAUGCCGGACACGAAGUGCGUAUCAACGGUGUUUCGUAUAGCUUUCACCUCUUGCCCUCUGGGCUUAUCAACCCAAAAUGCAUGAACUUCAUCGGUUCGGGCGUAGUCUUUCAUGUCCCAAGUUUCUUCAGCGAGCUCCAGGAGCUCGAGGACAAGGGCCUGGUUGCGGUACAUGAUCGGAUUCUUGUUUCUGACAGGGUCAAUGUCCUCCUGGACAUGCAUAUUGCAGUGGAUGGUCUCGAGGAGAGGGAACUUGGAGACUCAGCUAUCGGAACAACAAAACGCGGCAUUGGCCCCUGCUAUCAGACAAGCAGAGCGCGAACUGGCAUCAAAUUGACUGAUGUCUUCCACCCUGAACUUUUCGAACAGAAGGUGAGACGCUUGGCCGAUGGCUAUCAAAAGCGCUUCGGAGAACUGUUCGAAUACGACAUCAAGGCCGAACUUGCUCGUUUCGAUGAGUACAGGGAGACGCUGAAGAAGUACGUCGUGGACGGCGUGUCCUUCAUGAGAUCCGCACAGCAGAGCAACACCAAGAUUGUGAUUGAAGGCGCAAACGCACUGAUGCUCGAUGUUGAUUAUGGCUCCUACCCAUUCGUCACUUCCUCAAGUACUACGCUUGCUGGUAUCAUUGGUGGACUCACACUGAACCCAAAGAACAUCACAGAGGUGGUUGGAGUGGUCAAGGCUUACACAACCCGUGUCGGGUCGGGAGCCUUCAAGACCGAAGAUACCGAAGAGAUUGGCACCAAGCUCCAGGAGAUUGGACGCGAAUGGGGAACGUCGACUGGCCGCAGACGCCGAUGUGGAUGGCUCGGUAGGCACAACCUCAAAUCCCUGGGUAACCUCGUUGUUGUCAAGUACAGUAACUCGAUCAACUACUACGACAGCCUGAAUCUCACCAAGCUCGACAUUUUGGAUACUUUCGAAACGAUCAAGAUCGCCAUCGCUUAUAAGAUCGACGGAGAGGAACUGGACUCUUACCCUGCGGAUCUUGACAUCCUGGAACGAGCCGAGGUGGUCUACCACGAGAUGCCAGGCUGGCAAAAGCCGACCACCAACGCGAAGACCUACUACGAUCUCCCCAAGGCGGCCCGCGAUUACGUCGAGUACAUCGAGAAGUUUGUCGGAGUCAAGAUCAAGUACAUCGGCACUGGUCCUGACCGUGACGCCAUGAUCCAGCGCGCCUGA